Molecule: messenger RNA, 2626 nt
Organism: Pungitius pungitius (ninespine stickleback)
Lineage: Eukaryota; Metazoa; Chordata; Actinopteri; Perciformes; Gasterosteidae
Gene: gatb
Product: glutamyl-tRNA(Gln) amidotransferase, subunit B
Exons: 13
Coding region: 130-1779 (549 amino acids)
Biological process (GO): glutaminyl-tRNAGln biosynthesis via transamidation; mitochondrial translation
Cellular component (GO): glutamyl-tRNA(Gln) amidotransferase complex; mitochondrion
Molecular function (GO): glutaminyl-tRNA synthase (glutamine-hydrolyzing) activity
Source: RefSeq, a predicted model, not a curated record
AUAUGUAGGAAACCGCAAAGUUACCUGAGACUGGUAUUUGUAGUUUUUACAUCGCAACUAGCGUCGUCCGCUGCGAUGUAAACUGUCACUUUAAAGCACUACAACUCCCUUGUUCUGUGACGUAACAACAUGGCCGCCUCCUCUGUAGCAGUAAGUGAGCUGCUGCAUAAGAUGAAUAAAAGAAUAUCGAUAUUGUAUCCAAAGGCUUCGUGUAUCAUUAGAAGUAUAAGCACACCGAGUUCGCGAUGCGAGAGUCAACUGAAGCUGAGGACAAAAAGCGGUUCCCAGCACCUGGUGGGCGUGGUGGGUUUGGAAGUGCACGCCCAGAUUAACUCUAACACCAAGCUGUUCUCCGGCUCGCCGGUUGGUUUCUCGGCACCCCCCAACUCCCUGGUGUCUCCCUUUGAUGCAUCCUUACCAGGCACAUUACCCGUCCUGAACAAGCGAUGUGUCGAGGCAGCGGUGAUGACGGGAUUGGCUCUUAACUGCACCAUAAACAAGAAAUCCCUUUUUGACAGGAAACACUACUUCUACGCCGACCUCCCCGCCGGAUACCAGAUAACGCAGCUCCGGCGGCCCAUCGCGGUGGACGGCGUGCUCGCUUACAGCCUCCUCGGGGGGAAAAACGGGAGCCGGGUCGUCAAGAAAACCGUCAGCAUCAAGCAGAUUCAGCUGGAGCAGGACAGCGGCAAGAGUCUCCACGAUGACGUGCGCUGCCAGACGCUCAUUGACCUCAACAGAGCAGGUGUAGGCCUCAUGGAGCUGGUGAUGGAGCCAGACAUGAGCUGCGGCGAGGAGGCCGCCGCCGCUGUCAGGGAGCUUCAGCUCAUCCUGCAGGCCCUGGGCACCUGCCUGGGGAACAUGUCCGAGGGACAGCUGAGAGUGGACGCCAAUGUGUCCGUCCACCAACCGGGGGAGCCUCUGGGCGUCAGGACGGAGGUGAAGAACAUCAACAGCGUCCGGUACCUGGCCAGGGCCAUCGACUACGAGAUCCGGAGACAGGUGGAAGUCCUGCAGAGAGGGGGCACGGUGCAAAACGAGACCCGGGCGUACGAUUCAAAGUCCGGGGAGACCAUUCCUAAGAGGGACAAAGAGGGUCUUCAGGACUACAGGUUCAUGCCAGAGCCCAACCUGCCCCCAUUGGUGGUGUACGAGGAUAAGGCGUCGCUGCCCGCUGGCGUUGAUGCGCGGAGGGUUGUGCUGGUGCAGGAGACGAGGGCGGCGCUGCCGGAGCUCCCCGGCGUCAAAAGAGAGCGGCUGGUGCAGACGCACGGCAUCCUGCCCGAGCACAGCUUCACCCUGGUGAACGAGGACGGGCUCACCGAGUACUUUGAGGCGGUGCUGAAGGGGACCACGAAGGAGCCGAGGAAGGUGAUUGGCUGGGUGACCAACGAGCUGGUGGGUCACCUCAAACAGCAAGACAUGAGCGUGAGCCAGAGUCCCAUCGCUCCGUCUGCUCUGGCCGAGCUGCUGGAGCUCCAGGAAACUGGACACAUCUCCUCUCCGGUUGCCAAGCAGGUGUUCCAGGAGAUGUGGAGGUCACCGGGCAAGACGCCCGCGCAGAUCAUCCAAGAGGGGGACUUGGGUCUUGUCAGUGACGCCACACAGCUGCACAACAUCUGCCAGAAGGUGGUGGACUCGCACCCGGAUGAGGUUCGCGCCAUCAGAAACGGGAACAAGAAGGUUCUGAACAAGCUGAUGGGCCUGGUUCAGAAGGAGACCAAAGGCCGAGCCGACCCGGUUCUGGUGAGGGCAAUUUUACAGAAGAAGACUUUGUGAUGGGCCUUUGUGACACACACACAGCAGAGGCCAAAGAAGAGCGAUUAAUGCAGAGUAAUCGUGUCCCUGUCAUACAGCGAUGGUACCGGGUGGGUUGAUGAACUAUUGGACAUUUUUGUAAAUAGUGAAGAGCAACAACCACUGACUUCUGUAUUUAUGUGUUUUUUUUAAAGUAAUAAAGCUUUUGUGGUUAAGGCUCAACAGCUCAUAAGUUUGAUUAAGAAAAAAAUGAUCGCAUCCUGAAAAAUGAAGCCCUUCAUUAAAUGUUUAAUGGAAAUGGUUCGGUUAGGAAAUAAAGAGGAAUGUGAUAUCAACCAAAAAAUGAUCCAAACAGUCCUGCGUAUAAUUAUUAGUAUUUAAUUAAAACUCUGUGCUUUGGGCAACUGCCAUGUGGUCAAUUAUGGUCAUUUGUGAGGCCUGGAAAUAACACACGAUUAAGAGAAAACCUGAGACGGCUCAGACCUCCAGACAUUAGAGCAAUUAGUGAGCGCCCUCUAGUGGCUGAAGCACCUAACUUGCCUUUUAAUUAUACUUAACAUAACGGUGCAUUACCUCUGGAUUCUCUCUGGUAUUGUCAUGUUAUUGAAAUGCUUGAAUGUUCUUUCCCUUAAUCUGUAUGUUGCUUCUCAUUAAUGAUCAGUACACACAAUAAUAACCUCAACAUUGAUCCCUGUAGUUUAUUUAAAUGUUGCGAUUCAAAGUAAGUCUUGGAAACAUAAACAUAAUGGCUAGUUGUGGUUCCCAGAUGGAAGUUUAAGUCUGAGAGCCGGUGGCCGCCUCCAGGGCCUCGUACAUCCAUUUCCUGCAGUUUCUCACAGGGAAAUACUUUCAUUCUACUCUAACACUU